Ylistrum balloti is the source of this 1779-nucleotide messenger RNA. RefSeq lists its product as uncharacterized. The transcript has 8 exons. The record is from RefSeq and is a predicted model, not a curated record. Lineage: Eukaryota; Metazoa; Mollusca; Bivalvia; Pectinida; Pectinidae. Bases 64 to 894 code for a protein of 276 amino acids.
UAACCGGGGUUUAUUUUUUAAUAUGACAAGCACAGCAGCGGGCACCCUCAAGUUGGAGUAAAGAUGGCAGAAGGACAAUUUUCUCCUUUAAAAUCAAAAGUGCAUUUGUACUACAAAAAUGGAUCUUUGAUGCCUUGUGAGGAGGAUGCCUUUCAUGAGUUCAAAGGUCAUAGAGAUAUAAGUGUAGAAGACUUACCUCCUUGGACACAGGAACGCACGAGUAAUACAGAUAAAGCAUCUAGACGUGCAGUGUCAAGGGCACUGAAUGCAUACCUUAACACAGGGCUUGGUGGAACAUGUUACCUUGGAGUAACAGACAAGGGUGUGGUUCAUGGACUCAAACUUACGGGAUAUAUGAAGGACCAUGUGGUAGGCAGUCUGGAUGACCUGAUGGCCAGGUACAACCCACCAGUCAAACAGCAUCGUUACAAGGUCCGUUUUGUACCGGUGGUGGAUAAGGAUGCUACAGAGGCUGAAAUAAUACAACACACACUAGCCAACAGUGAUUUGAGUAUAUUAGAGGAGAGACGGCGUCCUCACCAGUUCAGGUCAUACAGAUAUUGUUGGUGUGACAACGAUGUGCGAGCCCAGUAUAAUUCUGGUGUCAUUGCCGGUGAUUAUGUCAUAGAAAUUUCUAUCAAACCUUGGGAUCCUUCUGACCCACGUAAUCAUGAUGACGGAUGUGGCUCUCUUGUUCAUCUUCAUCCUUACCACGAAGAUGAAGAAGGAAAUCUUUACUUCAGACGACAGGCCAGUUUAGUAAAAUACACAAUGACUGAGAUGGCUAUGCUAACUAAACAAGAAGCAAGGGAGAAAUGUGAGGACACCAUUAAAAGACUAAGAGAAGAAAUAUUGCAUUUUAAGUUAGCAAAACAAACUUCAGACACUGGUUGAUGUUUACAUAUGCUUUUACAAUGGCUGAAGCGGACAUCGAAGAAAAAUUAUGAUGAAUGUCAAGAACUGGAUAUAGCUAGCUUGUGUUGUGUUAAUAACUGGAUAUAGCUAGUUUGUGCUAUGUCAAAAACCUGAUAUAGCUAUAUUUUACUGUGUCAAAUUAAAACAGGAUGUUGUUAGAUUGUGCCUAGUCAAAACAAAAUAUAGCUACAGUAUUUUUUGUGUCAAAAACAAGAUAUACAAAUUGUAGCUGGUUUGUGCUGUGUCAAAGACAGGAUACAACUACAUGUAGUUUGUGCUGUGUCAAAACAAGAUAAAGCUAGUUUGUACUGUCAAAACAGGAUAUACAACAUAGCUAGUUUGUGCUGUCAAACACAGGAUACAACUACAUGUAGUUUGUGCUGUGUCAAAAACAGGAUAUACAAAUUGUAGCUGGUUUGUGCUAUGUCAAAGACAGGAUACAACUACAUGUAGUUUGUGCUGUGUCAAAAACAGGAUAUACAAAUUGUAGCUGGUUUGUGCUGUGUCAAACACAGGAUGUAGCUACAUGUAGUAUGUGCAGUGUCAAAACAAGAUAAAGCUAGAUUGUGCUGUGUCAAAACAGGAUAUAGAACACAGCUUGUUUGUGCUGUCAAAAACAAGAUAAAGCUAGAUUGUGCUGUGUCAAAACAGGAUAUACAACAUAGCUUGUUUGUGCUGUCAAGAACAGGAGAUAGCUACUUAGUGUUUUGUCAAAAAUGGAAGCAAGGAAAUUUUGAAAAAGGAUAUCAGAGUGUAAUGUGUGUAUAAUACUCCAAUAAAGUUCUUGUCAUGGUGUAAAGGUUCUACUUGUAGUUAAUAGUUUGAUAUAAUGAAAGUUUUUGUAUGUAUCGUAAUUGGCCAAUA